AUGGUGAAUCAUGGUGAUAGCCUCGUGGAUCAAGAUCCUGCUGCCAAGCCACCCGUUGAUGGCACCCAGGGCCCAAGUGCUGUAAACAAAGUAGCGCCACAAGAAGUGUCUCUAGAAGAAGAGGUCAGAAGUCAGCGUCAGAUGAUUGACCAGUUGGCGUCAAAGCUUGACCAGUUCAUUGAGCUCAUGAUGAACAACCAAGGAGUUCCUCCACAAGGCGUGUUGCAGCGAGUGGUGGAUCCGCAAGAGGAGGAACUUCAGGUGGGCCCUCCUGCUAGGGUGCCCUUAAAUGAUGUGCCUCAACAUGACCCCAACGCACAAGCUCGGCCUUGGGUUAGCCCUGCUGGUUCUGCCAACGCAGUACCACGCGCGGUUAUGCUGAAGGACUACCACGACAUGGUCGGGGAUAUGGUGGACAAGAAGUUGAAGCAAAUGGCGAUAGAUCAAACCCCUCGCACCUCCGAGAGUGAGCUGGAGAAGCCUUACGAGGCGUGGCAUGACAUGAUGGCGUAUCCCGCAGGGUGGCACCCACCAAAGUUCCGUCAAUUUGAUGGAACCGGUGAUGCAAGGGAGCACUUGGCGUACUUCGAGGCGGCAUGCGGCGACACAGCAAACAGCCCGUCACUUCUCCCUCGCCAAUUUUCAGGGUCGUUAACCGGGCCCGCCUUCCAUUGGUACAGCCGUUUACCGGUUGGGUCCAUCGGGAGUUGGGCGGCCAUGAAGGAGGUUUUCAAGAAGCACUUCGUCGCCAUGAAGAAGGACUUCUCCGUUGUCGAGCUGGCGCAAGUCCGACAACGACAAGAUGAGUCCAUUGAUGACUAUAUCAUCCGCUUCCGCAACAGUUAUGUGCGUCUCGCCAGGGAGAUGCACCUCGAGGAUGCCAUUGAGAUGUGUGUCCACGGGAUGCAGCAACAUUGGUCACUUGAAGUCUCUCGGCGUGAGCCUAGAACUUUUAGUGCCCUCAGCACGGCGGUAGCGGCCACGAAGCUUGAGUUUGAGAAGUCACCGCAGAUAAUGGAGCUCUAUAAGAAUGCCAGUGCAUUUGAUCCCGCCAAGCAUUUCGCCUCGACGACCAAGCAAAUCAACAACGGUAGCAGGGCAAAGGCACCAGCCGAAACAAACACCACCAAGGUCUUCUCGUCUGCACCGCAAGGCCAUGUGCUCAUCUUAGGUGCAAGGGGUGAACAAGCCGGAGGGAGGCAACGCCCGUCGAUGCAGGAACUCCUCAAGAAGCAGUACGUCUUCCGUCGGGAGCUCGUCAAGGACAUGUUUGACCAGUUGAUGGAGCAUCGAGCCUUGAACUUACCAGAGCCUCGGAGGCCUGCUCAGGUGAGGAUGACAGAUAAUCCUUUAUUUUGCCCAUAUCACAGGUAUGUGGGACAUGUCAUUGAAGAUUGUGUCAUGUUCAAAGGAUGGCUCCAAAGAGCAAUUAAUGAGAGGAGGAUCAACCUCGACCCAGAAGCUAUCAACCCAGAUUACCAUGCAGUGAACAUGGUGAGCAUGAAGUUACUGUCUCCGCCAAGUGAAGACACGGAGCUUGAAGAAACAUGGGUGCCACUGGCCCAAGUUGAAGACCAGCUAUCCAACCUCGUCCUGUCCAAGACGCAGGCAUCUCCCUUUUGGCCGCAGGUGACCCCAACCGUUGCCGAGGAGGAGCUUUGGAGGACGGUGUGCCGAAGGCCGUACGCAAGGAGGCCUCCACCCUGA
This is a messenger RNA of Aegilops tauschii subsp. strangulata, 1707 nucleotides long. The record is from RefSeq and is a predicted model, not a curated record. NCBI's taxonomy places the organism in Eukaryota, Viridiplantae, Streptophyta, Magnoliopsida, Poales, Poaceae.